This is a messenger RNA of Microthlaspi erraticum, 1038 nucleotides long. The record is from the annotation of a GenBank genome assembly. NCBI's taxonomy places the organism in Eukaryota, Viridiplantae, Streptophyta, Magnoliopsida, Brassicales, Brassicaceae.
AUGCCCGGAGUUGCCUUCUCUUCUGUUCCGGCCUCCGAUCUACGAAUCCUCUUCUCCGACUCCACGGCAAACUCCCGUUCUAUCUCCGCGUCGGUCUCAUCUUCCAGUCCACCCUCUUCCUCCUCCUUGCGCUGUUGCAUCCCAUUGAAUCUCAGAUCGCUACGCUCUCAUCGCGCCCCUAAGAUUUCUCCAAUCUGCUGCGAUUCUAGACACGGAAGCUCCACCUCCCGAUCCGGCCUCGGCGAUCCCGAUCUCGAGUUUCUCCAAGCCUCCGUCCUCGUUGCAGAGACAAGUAUGCAUUACAAAAUGCGGAGACAAGGAUUCCGGCAAGAUUCCAUGUGGCAAGCGUCUAGGCAGCUACCUCCAUUUGCUGUAAGAGCAAGUGAAUCCAGGGUUGGUGUUUUCCCAAUUGGGCUUGGCUUUCUUCGCCAGUUCAAGCACCCCACUAUUUUUCUCAAGAUCUCUUGUGAUGGCGACUACUUGCUUCCCGUUAUUGUUGGGGAUGCUGCUGUUGAGAAACUAUUAGACGUACCUCUGGGAGGCGGAGGCGUGAAUGAGGAAUGCCCCGAUCAGUUCCAGUUUGUGUCUGCUCUUGUCGACAAACUUGGACAUGAAGUUAAAAUGGUAAAGCUUACAAGUAGAGUAUUCAACACUUACUAUGCAAGUCUAUAUCUCGGCAAGCCAGGAGACAAUGAUGUUACCUGCAUUGAUUCACGGCCAUCAGAUGCCAUCAACGUUGCAAGAGCAUGCCAGGCUCCAAUAUAUGUGAAUAAAGCAAUAGUCCUGGAAGAUGCUAUCAAGAUUGGAUACGGAGGCAGGCCACGGAGCACCAAGCCCGUUUUCAAUGUUAUCCUUGACAGCGCUCCAGAAGGACCAGAUCCUUUGUCGGAGGAGCUUACACUAGUCAGGAAUAUGGAUUUGGCGUCUAAAGAGGAAAGGUACAUGGAUGCAGCCAUGUGGAGAGACAGAUUGAAGAAGCUUCAGAACUCAAGCUCGGUUGUAUACAAGGGUGUAGAAACUCCAGAGAGCUAUGACUAG